Molecule: messenger RNA, 1314 nt
Organism: Molossus molossus (Pallas's mastiff bat)
Lineage: Eukaryota; Metazoa; Chordata; Mammalia; Chiroptera; Molossidae
Gene: PPP1R7
Product: protein phosphatase 1 regulatory subunit 7
Exons: 11
Coding region: 117-1154 (345 amino acids)
Molecular function (GO): protein binding
Source: RefSeq, a predicted model, not a curated record
AGAGCAGCCAACAUGGCGGCGGAGCGCGGCGCGGGCCAGCAACUGUCGCAGGAGAUGAUGGAGGAACGUGGGCCUGUGAACUGGGAUGGUUUUCUUGGCCAAAUGGAUAGUGGAGCAUGGAUGAAGUUGACAGGCGGGUCGAGUCUGAAGAAUCGGGCGAUGAAGAAGGGAAAAAGCAGAGCAGCAAUAUAGUGGCGGACCUCAGCGAGCACAGCCUGAAGGACGGAGAAGAACGGGGGGAAGAAGACCCAGAAGGACAAGAGCUGCCUGUGGAUAUGGAAACCAUUAACCUGGACAGAGAUGCAGAGGAUGUUGACCUGAAUCACUACCGCAUCGGGAAAAUGGAAGGGUUUGAGGUCCUGAAGAAGGUGAAGACUCUCUGCCUCCGUCAAAACCUAAUUAAGUGCAUUGAGAACCUGGAGGAGUUGCGCAGUCUCCGAGAGCUGGACCUUUAUGACAACCAGAUCAAGAAGAUUGAGAAUCUGGACACACUGACAGAGCUGGAGAUUCUAGAUAUUUCCUUCAAUCUUCUGAGAAACAUUGAAGGGGUUGACAAGCUGACACAGCUGAAAAAACUCUUCUUGGUCAACAAUAAAAUCAGCAAGAUCGAGAACUUGAGCAGCUUACAUCAACUGGAGAUGCUGGAGCUGGGGUCCAACCGCAUCCGGGCCAUUGAAAACAUCGACACGCUGACCAGUUUGGAGAGUUUGUUUUUGGGGAAGAACAAGAUCACUAAACUUCAGAACCUGGACGCGCUCUCCAACCUAAGAGUCCUCAGUAUGCAGAGCAACCGGCUGACCAAGAUCGAGGGCCUGCAGAGCCUGGCGAACCUGCGGGAGCUGUACCUCAGCCACAAUGGCAUCGAGGUCAUCGAGGGCCUGGAGAACAACAACAAACUCACCAUGUUGGACAUUGCAGCAAACAGAAUAAAAAAGAUUGAAAAUAUCAGCCAUCUAACAGAGCUGCAGGAAUUCUGGAUGAACGACAACCUGCUCGAGUCCUGGAGCGACCUGGACGAGCUGAAGGGAGCCAAGAGCCUGGAGACGGUGUACCUGGAGCGCAACCCCCUGCAGAAGGACCCGCAGUACCGGCGCAAGGUGAUGCUGGCGCUGCCCAGCGUGCGGCAGAUCGACGCCACCUUCGUCAGGUUCUGACCCUCCUCGCCCCUUGCUCCCUCUCUCCAAAAGAACUUCCCAGCCAUGGUUUUUUAAUCCACCUGUUCGUUGCUCCUGAAAUCGUCACUAUAUCAACGGUCACAACCCAAUGGCAAUAAAGAGGCACUGAGUGAUCGCUGCCGUGUGUGCCGCCGCUCAC